UCGAUAAACAAGGAAAUCGAUAAAAAUGCAUCCCACGUACCGGCUGAGUGCGUUCUGCCUGACCGUGAUCCUGUGCAGCCUGGCGGCCCAAGGCACGGUGGGCUCGCUGCAGACAAAUACCAACCCGGCGGUGAAGGAAUUUGGUGUGGCGGACGCUAAGCUCGUGCUGUGCUUCGACAAGACGGUCUACGCGCUUAGCCGGAGCCCAACAUCGUUGGCUCACAUUACGGACAAAAACAUCAACUACGUCAAGGUGGAAACGCUCAAACCAGGAUACUAUGGUGGCGUGAAUGCUGAAAUUACCGGCGGUGCCAUCAAAAAGCCGAACAUCGUCAUUACACUCACCGAGGGUGGUAGAAGGAACAUUUUCAAAAGUAACGUAAGGGUGCAAAUGUACUGCGAAGCUUAAAUUGCCAUAAUUUAUUAAAAAUUGAGUAUCUACA
Messenger RNA from Anopheles arabiensis, 443 nucleotides. RefSeq lists its product as uncharacterized. NCBI's taxonomy places the organism in Eukaryota, Metazoa, Arthropoda, Insecta, Diptera, Culicidae. Bases 26 to 409 code for a protein of 127 amino acids. The record is from RefSeq and is a predicted model, not a curated record. The transcript is spliced from 2 exons.